AUGACCAAACAGGGGAAGUUUGGGAUGUCCUCUUCACUCCAUCUGGCCACUAGUGGCGGAUCCAUGACUGGCCGUCGAGUCAAGAGUUACAAGAGACAGGACAAGGCUUCGGUUGAAGAGACAGUUCAUGCUAUGGAAGACAACCUCUCCACCCUGGACUUUACGUCCGUCGCCAAGAGCAGGUUUUGCGAGGUCGUUCGAUGA
This is a messenger RNA of Cladophialophora psammophila CBS 110553, 204 nucleotides long. RefSeq lists its product as uncharacterized. The transcript has a single exon. The record is from RefSeq and is a predicted model, not a curated record. The coding region runs from base 1 to 204 and encodes 67 amino acids. NCBI's taxonomy places the organism in Eukaryota, Fungi, Ascomycota, Eurotiomycetes, Chaetothyriales, Herpotrichiellaceae.